Komagataella phaffii GS115 is the source of this 1980-nucleotide messenger RNA. RefSeq lists its product as uncharacterized. The record is from RefSeq and is a predicted model, not a curated record. Bases 1 to 1980 code for a protein of 659 amino acids. The transcript has a single exon. NCBI's taxonomy places the organism in Eukaryota, Fungi, Ascomycota, Pichiomycetes, Pichiales, Pichiaceae.
AUGACUUCAGAAGAUCUCAUCGUAAAAAGGAAGCCUACAAGGCCAGUGGAAUCCUCCAAGUUGUAUUCCACCGGCGCUUUCUGGGAUAAGGUCAAAUCCAAGGCAUCAGACACCAUGAACUCCGCCGGGUCCUCCCUUUCUGGUUUCGUCUCCACCCCUGUUGAUGACAAUUCCAGCAGUAGCGACGUCGAAGAACCUCACAUGGUCAGGGAGUUUGGUCCGCUUGGUGAAUUGCUACUGCUGCAUAAUAGGAAUCUGCAAUUGUGGGACUGGCUACCAAUCGAUAGAAUGGACCAGAGUACUCCUGGCGGAACGUUGUACUUAAUUGCGAGUCUGGAACUUCCUAGUGAUCCAAUCAUGGUUAAAUUGAUUAGCAGUAACCGCAUCACGAACGUGUACCAAGUUUUGUAUUGCGUGGACCAGGGCUGCAAUGAUUUGCUAUUCACAGUUUACACAAUCGGUAAUGAAGUUGAAUCCCAGGACAUUCUUUCGGGGGUGUUCCCCCAUGAUAGCAAGGUAUACUAUAAAGGUGGCAAAGAGUCCAAUUAUUUCUCAAUCUCAACUGGUAAAGGUAAAACAGUUCUAGUCAACAAGUCGACCUUUGCUGUGGAAUUCGAAUUCAAUGCAAGGGUGAUUAAUAACGUGCCUGUGGUAGAUGUAUGCGGGUCUUGGCUUGCCUACAAUGCUUCUUCGGAUGACUUGAUCUGCAAAGGUGUUGGUGUUCCGUCUGUGGACGGUGAUGUGGAAACACAAGAGAAGUUACUGCCAAAACAAUACAGGGUUCCUAGACCAAGAACGUUACUGCAAAGAGUACUCAGCAACAUGUCCACCACUGCGAUGGACAGCAUUUUCAAAUUGACAGAACUUUCGUCAAAGAAAGUUAAGCAAAUGUUGGAUCCAGAUCAAAGGAAUAAGGUUGAGAAAUCCAACAAUAUCAAAAAUACCAUAACUAAACUUUUAAACACUCUCAAUGGAAUUUCUCAAAGCCAUUACAUCGUUUUAGUGUGUCUGCUCACGAUGGAACCAAAGCUGGUCUUUUUGGUACCUGGGGGCUGUUCACACGUUUCUAUAUCGCCCUAUGAUAUGCUGCUGACAUCCACAACUCUCAGAGGUGAUGAUAUUCUUAUUUGGGAUUUUACAAGAUUGUCCAAUGAGAUAGUAUUGGUUGAUAAAUUGAGAAGAGGGAAUACACCCGGUAUAAUAAGUAGGGUCCUAUGGGGUGGAGCAGCUACUAAGGGUAUAGGAGUUCUCAGCAGAAAUAAUGGGUCAAUUAUCUGGUUUGGAAUACGAUUUGAUGGUUUAGGGAUUGUACACGAUAGGAACACAAGUUGGGUUCUAUCUUGUACCGGGAUGAGGGAUAUGGAAUUUGGUCCUGGGAUCAUUCUAGCUUCCGCAAAGGAUACUAAAUGGAAAGAAGAUUUUUCUAAUUUACAGCGGAAACUUUCCCCAGAUGCUUGCUUAAUGUGCAUUGAUAAGAAACUAAAUCUUCAAAUACUCUCCCUCAGCCACAAGUCUAUAAAUUGGAAGUUCCACCUUCCCCAAAAGAAUUUUUCAAAGCUUUUACCCUUUCAUGAAAAUGAGGAAAUAGACAGACGGAAAGCCCUUUUGGAAGAAACUUCCCAUGUGCCAUCGUUGGAUGAUCCAUUAUCUCAAGCGGAGAUAGAAACUUGCAUUCCUUAUCCAUCACUCCACCAGAAUAGACAUGUUAAACUGAAGGUUCUCCAAAAUCCUAACAUGUCUAUUGAGACCUUUUUAGAUACUCUUCGCCAUGUUGGCUCUUCACUUCAAACCAAUACAGUCACAUUUGGUCGGCCUUCGGGUAAUGCCGUCCUAACAGAAGAAAGUGCGACCUUCUUCAAGGAAGCAAUGUCUCAGGAGAUCGUCGAUCUUUCCAAGUUUGUGAAUGAUUCUAAACUUUCUACUGAUGGUUACAACGACGAAGAUUCAACUUUGGAUGACUUUCAGGUUUUGAACAUAUAA